GUCAGAGCUACCGUGUGGAGAAAAGGAGUCCUACAUUUAUGUACGAGCCUCCAAGCAAGGUUGAUUUUUCAAAUUCUACUGGCACAGUGAUACCAUGUUCUGUUAGAGGAACACCUACCCCUUUGGUGAGGUGGGAGACUAGAGAUAGCAUCCCAGUUAGAGAUAUUCCAGAGAUACGUCGUGUACGACCUGAUGGGUCACUGGUGUUCUCUCCAUUUGGAGCGGAUGAAUACAAACAAGAAAUUCAUGCGACAGUAUAUCGUUGUGUUGCAACUAAUACAGUUGGUAGUAUUACCAGCAGAGACAUCUAUGUUAGAGGAAUUGUUAAUCAGCAUUACUCGAUCGACGUGCAUGACAUAUUUACAACCGUUGGAAACACAGCGGUCUUACAUUGUCAUAUUCCUAACCACAUGAAAGAUUUCGUCACCGUGACGUCAUGGACUGAGAAGCCAACCGGAACCGUUAUUCAGCCUUCAAGUGUGAUGAGCCCUAGUGGACGCUACAUCAUGUUUCCAACUGGUGAGCUGCACAUUAGAAGCGUGGAUAUGAGUUAUUCUUACCGAAAAUAUUCUUGUCAAGCAAGAAACCGACUUAUUGGAGAGGUAAUAACUAGCGCCACCUUGGGACGACUUACUGUUAGAGAGCCACAUCACGAAACUCCGCCUAAGAUAGACAGCACCAAGUCUCGCUUAACAGCAAAACAAGGAGAGAUUGUAGCACUGCCAUGUGUUGCUCGGGGUUACCCUAUCCCUAUUUACUACUGGUUAAAAGAAGAAGUAGGUGGAGCUUAUCAUGUGUCAGUUGGUCAGCGAAUUACUCAAUUAGACGGCUCAUUAGUUAUACAUCGGCUGAAUAAAGAGGACUCUGGAACAUAUAUUUGCAUAGCCAAUAACACUUUGGGUGAGGACCGAAUCAGUAUGGAGUUGCGUGUAUACGCCCCUCUAAGUGCAGAAAUCAUUCCCGUACGUCAACUAAUACGUCUUGGAGGAUCUGCGGGUAUAAACUGCACAUUGCGAGGAUACCCUAUCCAUUCAGUUACCUGGCAGAAGGAUAGUUCUGUAAUACCGGUCUCUAAUAAACGAAUCAGGGUAAAUUGGGACCACCUGCAGAUAUACAGCGUUGUACGAGAGGACGCAGGGGUUUAUCAGUGUUUUAUUUACAACAACAUGGAGUCAGCUCAAGCAGCAACUGAGCUGACUUUAGGAGAUGAAACACCUGAAUUUCAGGACACUUUCCACGAAAUGACACUUCAGCCAGGACAUCUUGUGUCUCUCAAAUGUGUGGCUAGUGGAAGUCCUCUGCCAGAAAUAGCCUGGCAGCUAGAUGGUGCUCUUCUUCCUGAAAGUCAUCGAAUUCGCCUGGGAGAUUAUGUUACACCAGGUGGCGUUGUAGUGAGUUACGUAAACAUUUCAAGCUCUCGAAUCGAGGACGGUGGUGAGUACGAAUGUAAAGCAAACAAUGGCGUCGGUUCUAUAAGUCAUUCUGCAAGAGUCAACAUUUUUGGUCCCCCAGUGGUAAGACGAAUGAGAAAUAUAACGGUGGUUGCAGGAGAAGUCCUCAUUAUAAGAUGUCCAGUGGGGGGUUACCCCUUAGAAACUAUUCAUUGGGAAAGAGCCGGAGUUCGGCUCCCUUACAACCACCGCCAAAAAGUCCACAAGAACGGAACUUUAGAAGUACAUCAUGUGGAAAGGGCGACAGAUGAAGGUCCUUACACAUGUGUGGCGAAGAACAAAGAAGGUCAGAGUGAUGACAAAACGGCCUUUGUGAAAAUUCGGGUGAAACCUGUCAUUGAACCUUUCACCUUUCCGAGGACUUUAAAGGAGCUUCAACGUGCAUCUGCAGUAUGCACCGUUAGCAGUGGAGACUUGCCUAUCAGGAUUCGCUGGUUUAAAAACGAACAACCAAUCACGCAUGACAACGGGAUACUUAUUAACGAGGUGGUGGAUUACUCCUCACAUUUGCUUUUUGAGUCAGUUCGUCUCAAGCACCGUGGCAACUAUACGUGCAUCGCUAGUAAUGAUGCUGGCACUGUCAGUCACACUGCUACAAUGGUAAUUCAUGUUCCACCUCGAUGGAUUAUAGAACCUUUUGACAUGUCCGUCAUCAAAGGACGAGGAAUUGUAGUCAACUGUCAGGCAGAAGGGUUUCCGGAACCACGAAUACGUUGGGCUAAAUCUGCUG
This is a messenger RNA of Limulus polyphemus (Atlantic horseshoe crab), 2181 nucleotides long. Its product is annotated as Down syndrome cell adhesion molecule-like protein Dscam2. Gene Ontology annotation, cellular component: axon; plasma membrane. The transcript has 9 exons. Gene Ontology annotation, molecular function: cell-cell adhesion mediator activity. The record is from RefSeq and is a predicted model, not a curated record. Gene Ontology annotation, biological process: axon guidance; homophilic cell-cell adhesion; dendrite self-avoidance. NCBI's taxonomy places the organism in Eukaryota, Metazoa, Arthropoda, Merostomata, Xiphosura, Limulidae. The annotation marks the transcript as partial.